This is a messenger RNA of Oncorhynchus masou masou (cherry salmon), 3674 nucleotides long. Its product is annotated as prolyl 3-hydroxylase 2-like. Bases 223 to 2277 code for a protein of 684 amino acids. Gene Ontology annotation, cellular component: endoplasmic reticulum. The record is from RefSeq and is a predicted model, not a curated record. Gene Ontology annotation, molecular function: protein binding; procollagen-proline 3-dioxygenase activity; iron ion binding. Lineage: Eukaryota; Metazoa; Chordata; Actinopteri; Salmoniformes; Salmonidae. Gene Ontology annotation, biological process: collagen metabolic process. The transcript is spliced from 15 exons.
GAAGUAGUCCAAUUUCCGCCCCACAGCCGUCCGCAACGUCUACCAAAGGACGCAUUUAAUGGGACUCAAAUCUUCAUUUUCAACUCUUACGUGACUGUCACGUUCCAGCUUGGACUCCGCAAGCCGCCCAUAGUAAUUGUAUUACAUGACUGAGAAUUUUGUACAAACGGCAAGCUAGUGCGCUUGAGUAGUGUCCCACCAAAGAUAACCAACGACAGAAAGAUGGAUGUGCACUUUCCCACUAGUAGUAUCUUGUCCAUUGUCCUUCAAGCGCUCUUGUUGUCGUAUUCAUAUGGUUCGUUGGAGCCCUACGACCUUUUAUACAAUAAUGCCGUCGACGCCUUUUACAGAAGUGACUAUAAAGAUGUAGUGCGAUACAUGGAGGGAGCGCUCAGCAGCUACGCAGAGGUCCGCCAGACUAAAGUCCGAUGUCGACUGAGGUGCCAGGACCAGCACCCGUUUGACUCUGUUUCCAUGGACCUGCAGUUCUUUGACGUGGUUCUCCGAAGAUCAAAGUGUCAAAACGAGUGCAUCGAAGAGAAGGUUGGAACGCAGUCCAUGCACAAAGUCAGCGAGGAUGUCAACCAGGAUUUCCAGAGACGAAUCCCGUACAAUUAUCUUCAGUUGGCGUAUCAGAAGCUGAAGCAGUUGGACAAGGCAGCAGCGGCGGCACACACCUAUUUCCAGGCCAACCCAGAGCAUGUGGAAAUGGAUCAGAACUUAGAGCAGUACAAGGCUCUGGAGGGAUCCGACCAGGACCACUUUGUGGACAGAGAGGCCCGGCCUCAUCAGAGGUCCUUCUCAGCCGGGGUGAAGCUGUAUGACAGUGCAGACUACAAGGGGGCCAUCGCCCUGUUCGAGGAGGCCCUCCAGGAGUACUACAGGGCCGACGUGGAGUGUCGGGCCCUCUGCCAGGGGCCCCAGAGGUUCGAGGAGCAGGACCAUGUCCUCUACCGCUACAGCCUAUACGAACUGGUCUCAGACCACUUCACCCAGGCGCUGCACUGUGAACACGAGUGUGUGAGGGACCUGUCGACUCGGCCCGGCCGCCUGUCUCCCAUGGAGAACUACCUGCCUCUACACUACGACUACCUGCAGUUUGCCUACUUCCAGAUGAACAUGGUGGAGGAGGCGAUGGAGUGUGCCAAGUCCUACCUGCUGUUCCACGAGGGGGAGGAGUUUAUGACGGAGAACGUGGAGUACUACAGAGAGGCCGUGGGCCACGACGUCAAGCCCCGGGAGACGGCCGAGUGGUACCUGAGACGCCAUAAGCAGGAGCUGGAGCUACUAGUGAUUGGCAGUGAGAACAUGCAUGUGGAAUUUACAGAGGGGCAUUACUGGACCAGCACAGGUGGAAGAGAGGAUUCGAACAGGAUCCCCUCUGGUACCGAUGGAUGGAUGGAGUAUGUACCCAUCUCAGAGAAGAAGAACUUCACUCUGGCCCCACCACAGGAGCUCAGAGAAGGAGGGCCCUUGGUGUAUGACAGUGUGCAGCUGGUCCAGAACUCAAAGGCCCUGAACGGAACUCAGAGGGUUCUUCUGGAUGAUGUCAUAUCUGUGGACGAGUGUGCCGAGCUCACAAACCUGGCCCAUACUGUCACUAUGGCAGGAGACGGAUACCGAGGGAAGAUGUCUCCUCACACUCCCAACGAGAGGUUUGAGGGAGCCACUGUGCUGAAAACACUGCAGUACGGGUACGAGGGCCGUGUCCCAUUGAGGAGCGCUCGUCUGUUCUAUGAUGCCAGUGAGAGGGCCAGACGCAUCAUCGAGUCCUACUUCCUGCUCAACUCGACGCUCCACUUCUCCUACACACACCUGGUGUGCCGGACCGCAAUCACAGGGCAACAGGACCAUAGAAAUGACCUAAGCCAUCCCAUCCACGCUGACAACUGUCUGUUAGACCCAGAGGCCAACGAGUGCUGGAAAGAACCACCAGCCUACACCUACAGAGACUACAGUGCUCUGCUGUACCUGAAUGGAGACUUUGAGGGAGGAGAGUUCAUCUUCACAGAAAUGGACGCCAAAACAGUCACAGCACAGGUGAAGCCAAAGUGUGGUCGUAUGGUGGGGUUCUCGUCUGGCGGGGAGAACCCUCAUGGAGUGAGGGCCGUCACCAGGGGGCAGAGGUGUGCCGUGGCCCUGUGGUUCACCCUGGACCCCCUCUUCAGAGAACUGGAGCGCCUGCAGGCAGAUGAGGUGAUGCAGGCGUUGGACAACCAGAGCAGCCAAUCACAGUGGGACACAAGCCUCAACAUCAACCCCAAAGACGAGCUGUAGUAGUCCGCCGGCCCCCAGCCCAGCACCCCCCAAAUCUUUAUAUCUAUCUAUUUAUUUAAUGAAGUUUGGAUCAGAACAAUUUUAUUUUUGUACUGUUUGAAGUGCAAGGUUAUAUAGUUGUUUGUGUUGCCGUCGUGGCUUUUAGUCUGUUGUGAUUUUUUUCUCCUUCUGUACAUACCAGUACUUGAGUUCGCGUUUGGGUCUUUGUUUUUCUUUCCAUUGACUCGCUCUCUCACUCUCUCUCUUUCUCUCUCUCUCUCUCUGUUGGGGUGAAACCCAGUCAUUGUGCCUCACACUUUAUAAGGUCCAGUUGACUUUGUGAUGACUUUAUAAGGUCCAGUUGACUUUGUGAUGACUUAAAAUGCUCAGUUCCCUUUGUGAUGACUUUGCGUAGUGUGCGGUUGUGCGCGCGCACAAGGUUGUUACAACACAGACCUGUCAUACGUAUGAACAGUUCUUACUGCACUGUGAUCAAGCGAAAGAGAAGAACAGCAGUCGACAUUGUCAUUCUCUUGUUAUAGAAAAGACAAUGGGCUGUUUAUAACGUUUCAAACAUGAACUCAUAAAACAAAUCGGUCCUUCGGUCGGUGUAAACACAGUCGAUAUGUUUCAUCUACUUAUUCACUGAAACAUUGGCUGGAGUAUAUGCAUUCACCGAGAGAAAGAGGUCAGGCAUUUCUUAACAAACAGGGAGCUGUAAAAUCCCUUUUGGUGACUGACAACAAUGACUGAACUGAUCUUUCAUUAUUUUCCCGUGCACUUUCUUCUCGUUUGUGGUGUGGUGAAGAGACACUGUCUUCGUGACUCACAUCCCUCCCGAGCUCUGGUCCAUGGCGUUAGCAAGCCUUACUAACACCUUGGACCAGAGCUAAUCCCUCCCGUCAAUUGCAAUCAAACGGCGAGCAAGAUAACUGUUUACAAGUUAGCUGACACACGGGCAUGGAGUGUGUUUUUGUUGUUGUGUGUUUUACGUGUCUGUUUUUAAAGAUAGACAGCUGCUAUUGCAAUUGUCGACAUUUGAUAUUAGAAGCUUUUUAAUAAAAGAUGUCAUUUAUUCCUGUUUAAAGGAAUUCCUAUUUUAAGGUGGCUUAUAGGUGUCCUGUCCUUUCGACACUUCCUCAUUUCCUGGGUCAAAAUAGACAGACAGGCACACACACUGUUAAAAUUCUAUGGAAAGAAUGUGCCUUGUGUACUAUGAUAUUUCAAUGAUUACAACUGCUAACUAUACGUAAUUUAUGCAUUUUAAGUUAGAUUAGGGGUUUUAUCUUUUGAUAGGGAGGAUGGCCACUCACUAUUAUUUAAAUAUAAAUUGCUGUAGCACAAACAAAUUGUUGUAUCCAUCUCUUUUGUUGUUAAUGUGUACUUAUAAAUUAAAAAGACAAUAUUUCAAUCAAUAA